AAAGUCCUGCAUUUGAAUUCUUAUUCCAUCAGCGUAAUGAAAGCAAUAUAGUCCCAUUUACUAGGGUCGACGUAAAUACUGGUAGCAUUCUUUGUGUCUUAGAUCGUGGGUGGAGUACCUACGAUAAUGUUAUCAUCUCAAGAGUACAGCUAUCUGUGGAAAACAAAGUUAUCUCUUUUGAUGCUUAUCCUAAUUUCAUUGUGUUCAUCAUCGAUCCUUACAUCAACGAGAUUUUACAACUUAACAUCCGAACUUAG
Molecule: messenger RNA, 257 nt
Organism: Dovyalis caffra
Lineage: Eukaryota; Viridiplantae; Streptophyta; Magnoliopsida; Malpighiales; Salicaceae
Source: the annotation of a GenBank genome assembly